GCCUCGGUCUCGUCAAGAAUCCUCGACAAGGUUGCAGGGUCGCAUUGACAGGUGCCGACGCGUGUCCUUUGUCCAUAUUCCGUACAAACUUUUGUUUCAACGUCAUUCAGCCCAAGUUGCCAAGAGCUUGGAAUGACUGCUGAACAUGUUCAUCAAUCUUGGCAUAUGUGAAGGAAGCAAUCUGUAGGCUGAUAUGUUAGCCGGACCAAUCACUGGCGAACUUCCACACACUGCCUCCCUCCGAAUCUCUAAUCCGCAACGGCUCGACGGGAUCCCUACAGUCACAUAACUCUCCGUAUCAAAUACCUCACGGUCAAAGACCGCCGAGACGGCUCAGUGACUAACCCCCCGGGGAGCUUGAUGCCGUGUUCUUGCGUUAUAACCCCCGCAAUUCAUUAUGUCCAGCCGUGGGAAGCUGGAAGGGCCUAAUGUUCAUCCCAUUUUUUAACAUCUCUUGUGUGCCAAAAGGGGAAAGAACAGAAACAGCUCCGAUAGGCCAGUAUCUUAUGACCGGUUCGACAAGAUGAAGCACUCACCAAGCUAUAUCAUCCCUACUGAGCUGCCUUCCGUACAUCGCCAGGCUUCAGACUUGGUCGUCCCAUCCCACUAAAUAGGUUUUUACUCCGAUCCAAUACCUCGUCCAUCAUGUGGCUUCCACUCAUCCUCCUCACUGCCACGGCGGCCCCCAUCCUCGCCAACCCCCUAAGCUCUCCACUCAACAAGCGUGCCGCCAUCGACGACUGCCUCAAAUCUGCCGGCGUUCCAGCCGAUGCUCAAGGCUCCUCCGAGUGGCGUACCGACGUCAACCCUUUCAACCAGCGCCUGCCCUACACGCCAGUAGCCAUCGCGGUCCCUACCACCAUUGAACACAUCCAAGGUGCCGUCUCCUGUGCCACCAAGCUGGGAAUUAAAGUUACCCCCAAGUCAGGAGGGCACAGUUAUGCUUCGUUUGGUCUGGGCGGAGAGAACGGGCAUCUGGUCGUGGAGUUGGAUCGCAUGUCGAAGGUGACGCUGGAUAAGACGACGAAUAUCGCAGAUGUUCAAUCGGGAGCGAGACUGGGGCAUGUGGCGACGGAGCUGUAUAAACAGGGCAAAAGAGCUUUCUCGCAUGGGACUUGUCCUGGAGUCGGGGUAGGAGGCCACUCCCUCCACGGCGGCUUUGGCUUUUCCUCGCACACCUACGGUCUUGCAGUAGACUGGAUUGCCGCCGCCACAGUCGUCCUUGCCAACAGCACUGUAGUGACCGCAUCGCCAACCGAGAACCCGGACCUCUUCUGGGCUUUGCGUGGCGCUGGGUCCAACUUUGGCAUUGUGGCUUCCUUCAAGUUCAACACCUUCGCUGCGCCCUCGCAAGUAACGGCUUUCCAGAUUAACUUGCCCUGGAACUCAGCGUCGUCGAUUGCAUCCGGCUGGGAAAAACUCCAGGACUGGUUGGCGGCUGGCAAUAUGCCGAAGGAGAUGAACAUGAGGGUCUUCGGCUCGCCGAGUCAGACGCAACUGCAGGGCUUGUAUCACGGGAGUAGCUCGGCGCUGCGGACGGCUGUGCAGCCCCUGUUGAGCACUCUAGGAGCGAGCUUGAGCAAUGCGCAGCAGUACGACUGGAUGGGAGCGUUUACUUAUUAUACCUAUGGCGGCACGGUGGACGUUACGCAUCCUUACAACACCGUCGAAACCUUCUACUCCAAAUCCCUCGUUACCACCGCCCUCCCUUCCGCGGCUCUGAACUCCGUCGCCAACUACUGGAUCAACACCGCCAAGCGCGUCUCGCGCGACUGGUUCAUCAUCAUCGACAUGCACGGCGGUCCCAAGUCCGCCAUCACCUCCUCCACCACCAAUUCCGCCAACUACACGAGCUCUUACGCCUAUCGCGCCCCGGAAUACCUCUUCCUUUAUGAGCUCUAUGAUCGUGUGAUGUUUGGAAGCUAUCCGAGCAACGGUUUCAGCUUCCUCGAUGGUUGGGUGAAGAGCUUCACGGAUAACAUGAAACAGGAGCAGUGGGGAAUGUACAUUAACUACGCAGAUCCCACGAUGAAGAGGGCCGAGGCUGUGGGGAACUAUUACCGUAGUAGCCUUAGCAGGCUGCAGAAGGUGAAGGCGCAGUACGAUCCGAACGAGGUUUUCUACUACCCGCAAAGUGUUGAGCCGGCCAAGUAGGCUGGGGCGGGAAUGUGGAAGGGGAAUGCAUGAGAGCGAGAGUGAAUGGAGCGUUGGCCCUUUGUUGAGACGUCGAGCUUGUGGGUGUCUACAAGGUAGUAAGCAAGUGCAGCGUCAAAGAAAGAUUCUUUACAACUACGGUACCUG
Messenger RNA from Neurospora crassa OR74A, 2301 nucleotides. Its product is annotated as glucooligosaccharide oxidase. The transcript is spliced from 3 exons. The record is from RefSeq and is a predicted model, not a curated record. NCBI's taxonomy places the organism in Eukaryota, Fungi, Ascomycota, Sordariomycetes, Sordariales, Sordariaceae. Bases 646 to 2154 code for a protein of 502 amino acids. Gene Ontology annotation, molecular function: FAD binding; oxidoreductase activity.